UCGGUGAGGAUCAUCAUCGGUGUCAAUUUUGGCUUCCGCCCGUACACUGGUCACAUAAUAGUUUCUGCAACUGCGGCUGCGGAUCCGCUUCCUCUUGCUGGCUGUGGGCUGCAUUCUUCGUCUCCCUUCUUUCUACCUUCCGUACGCAGUGAAACAGUUGCAUCGGUGGUGAUGGUGGUGGUGGUCAUGAUGAAAAUGAAUGCUCAAUAAAACGAAAACCCAUCAUUGUUGAGUCAAUUAGUGUAUUUAGCGUCCCGAAAAUCGUCCCCGUGUUCAUGACAACUCGUAAGCAAUUCCCAAUGAUAGGUUUUAAUCCAGUGCAGUGCUCCAACCUGACCUAAGUAUUUGUGAGUGUAAGUGUGUGUGUGUGUGUAUGUGUAUGUGUUAUAUUUUUAGUGUGUAAAUGUGUACAAUGCAGUGCAAAAGUACGACUUAAUAUCAAAUGUUCAUUCCUAAAUGUAAGCAAAAAAAAAAAUAAAGUCGUUUCAUGUGAAGCGUCACAUUCCUUGGCUCAGUGUGUAAUGUGUGUUUACGAAACCAACACACCGUCACGCCAGUGAAUAUGAGCAGCAAGCAGAAAAAGCCCGUCAGCAAAUUUGGCCGAGGCAGCGCAAGCGGCUACCAGCAAAAUCCAGUGCUUCCGGGAAUGGGCAGGUUAAAUUGAAUUAGUAUCAGCAGGGAAAAUCCCGGCCCACUCUACAUUGACGAACCGGUGCGUCCAGUGUGUGCGUGUGUUUGUCUGUGUUUGUUGGUUAAUUUCCCCCCCCCCCAAAGUGUAGCCAAAAAGAAAGCGAAGGUGUUGAGUGCAAAUCGGUGGGAAAUCCCUUCCAGUUCUGUGCGAAGCGUGUAAAUUAAAAUUUACACGAAGGUGAAAUAUAUCCUCUGCUUCCGUCACGGAAACGUCAUCCCGGGCCGAAAACAUGCCGUUCGGUCGGAAAUCCCCGCUGGAGGCACUGGCCAUGCCCGGUGCCAUUAUUGCGUACAAAUACAGCCAGUUCCGGCAGCGCCGCCGGGAGGCAGCGAAUCGGCGCGUGACGGAACGGGAGCUGUCGGCACUGCACACGAAAAUUGAAAAACUGCUCAGCAAGCUCGAAGAGAGCGAACUCGAGCCGCCAACAUCGCAGGAGGACGAGUGCGUCAUCUGCAUCAAUGCGCGGGCAACGAUGCAAACGUCCCCGUGUGGCCACCGUGUCGUGUGCCGCCGGUGCUUCGUCAAAACGAUCCAAAGUGCCGUCGCGCAACGGUUGCUCCCUUUGCGCUGUGUUAUCUGCAGAGCGAGAAUAAAUCGUCUUACCUCGGGCUCGACUUCCUGGCGCUUGCAAGGCUCGGCCAGCACGUACUCGAUGGGCAGCAAGAGCUGGAGCGUCCCCGGGUCCGCCAGCUCGUACAGCGUCGAUGCGCGGGUCACCCAGUCCGCCAGCCUGUACUCGAUGAGCUCCGGGUCGUCGUGCGUGUCCGGUAUCUCGAACAUGUCCAGCUGCUCCGGCACGUCCGGCACGUCCGGUAUGUCUUCCACGUCGUCGACGAGCGGCACCACGGAUGGGUCGCUGCACGGCCACAGCCAUCGGCACGGGUCGGGGGGCGGCGGUUGCACCAGCAGCUGCAGUACGAGCGGUUGCCUCGGUGCAGUGCCGCGCAAUCCCGCCUACCAGCACUACCACAAAAAGGGACAAUACUACAUGAAGAGCCGUAUUCCGGAGAUGCCAAAUCGGUUGCCACCGAUCAUUGAGUUCAAGAGCCCCACACGCCACCGGACGCCUUCCCCUGCCAAUCCGGGCGCUCGGUUUAAAUACUACACCCAACCGGGCAAACCGGCGAACCCGGUCGAAUCGAUACCGCUGAUGACGGUGGAAAAGAUCGGCGGUGUCGGUGGCGGCCCGGCCAGCAAGUCCGGCCCUUCCAAGCUCGGGCUGAACGCGAAAAUCGCACCAGUCGCUUCCAAAUCGCCCAUCAACAAAACGAACAUGGCCACCGGGAAACCGGUCACCACGUCGCUCAUAACGGCCGUCAACAGCUCCACGCCGAAGGCACGCGUACUGUCCGCUUCCUCGGCCACGGCCGGCCCUUCCGGGCUGGGCAGGGCGGGCAGUGGUAGUGGCAGCAGCAAGGGCGGCGAUAGUGGCGUUGGGAUGGGCUGCAGCAGUACCAGCUCGUUGGCCACCAGCGCCAGCGGCAGCAAGCAGGACGAAAAGUACGACAAUAAGAAGAACGAAACGAUCGAGAAGAAGAAGAAGGAGGAAAAGGCCAAACAGAAGGCGGAAAAGGAGGCCCGAAAGGAGGAAAAACGCAUUGCCAAAGAGGAGGAAAAGCUCGCCAAAAUGCUUGCGAAGGAGGAAAAGAAGCGGGGCAAGCGGGAGGCAAAGGAGGCGCUGCUUGCCCACGAAGGUGGAAAUGGGUUAAAGUAAGGAGGGGAAGAGUACGGCAAACAAAACACAAUAAAAAUGCAUAGCUUCCAAAGCAAUUGAGCAAAAGAGAUUGAACAAAAAAAAAACGGCAAAUUGCACAUGAUUAGACGUGAAACGUGGUUUCAGCGAAGCUUUUUUUUAAAGCAGUUUGUGGAUAGAGAGAGAGAGUAAGAGAAGGCGCUGUGGCGGGUUUUGUUAUCCAGCAUGUUUAAUCAACUGCCGGUUUUUGAUUCGUUCGCUUUCGUUCGAAACUAAUCCCCCAAUACACCACAACAGUUUGGAUCAUAUUGAUUCAUUUAAUGCAAUUCAAUUGCCAGCCAGGGCUCUGUAGAAGCAGGGUUUUUUUGUUUUAUUUUAUUUUUAUACUACUUUUUCGUACUCGUUUUCUUUGUAAUUGUACUAAUCAAGUGAAAAGUUUAAUAAGGCUAGGUUUUUUUUUAAGAGCAAACAUAAUCUCUAAGUGGUUUAAAAACUAGCUGUAAAGCAAAAUAAUUGUUACGAGAAAGUAAUUAAAAAAGCAAAAAUAAGGCAAACAUUGCGAACGCGAUAUCAAAUCAGAAAUCGCAAAACAAACAGUUUCAAUACAGAGUUAUAAACAGUAGGUAAAACACGCAAACAUAUCACAUUCAUCCCACGUAGAAAAAAGAAAGAAAAGAAGAAAACAAACAUACAAGCUAUCAAAGAAAGAAAGAAGAAACAAGAAGGAUAAAAGGGAAGUGUUUCAAAGCGUUCAUAUUAGUUCUCUGGUGUGUAUCACUAUCACUUCACUUGUUAACAAAAAAAACAAAAAAAGAAAGAAGAACAAAAAAACAGUAGAAAACAACAGCAAGCUGCUUGCGAAUGGCAAUAAGUGUAAAAUCUAUGUUCCUAAGUCGAUUCGAUUCGUGCGCAAAAAACGGUGAACAUAAAGAGGCAACGAAAUAACAUGCUGAAGCGCGUAAAUAAUUUCACUCUAUUUUACUGAUACUUUGGAAUGUCCCCUUUCAACCCUGUUGCGUUUUGAAUAGAAUAGAACAAUUCCCACCAUUUCCAACCAAGACAGGCAGGUACGCAGAAGGUCUAAAAGCGAUCCACCACUUCCAUCAUUUGAAGCAUUUUAAGCAUUCAUUAUCACUUCUCCUUGUGGUAGUUUUGUGCAUAAUCAAUAGUUUUAGGAAAAAUGAAACAAAAUAUAAUCUAUUACUUGUCCAGUUUUCGGGUUUUUUUUUGGUAUCUUAACAAAAAGUAAAAACAACAACAACGGAUCACACUUCGCGUACACACAACAAAGCUCACUGUGAUAGGUCGGUAAGUGUUGUCGCGCGCAUCGGGCAGAUCGGAUCGGAGAGCAAUGCAAAAGCAAAAACAAAAACCAGUAAAGCAA
Anopheles arabiensis is the source of this 3768-nucleotide messenger RNA. RefSeq names its product secreted protein C. Lineage: Eukaryota; Metazoa; Arthropoda; Insecta; Diptera; Culicidae. The coding region runs from base 921 to 2405 and encodes 494 amino acids. The record is from RefSeq and is a predicted model, not a curated record. The transcript is spliced from 7 exons.